Molecule: messenger RNA, 4049 nt
Organism: Geodia barretti
Lineage: Eukaryota; Metazoa; Porifera; Demospongiae; Tetractinellida; Geodiidae
Source: the annotation of a GenBank genome assembly
UUUGUGGUUAUGACGUCAGGUCAGAAGUCAGCUUGCAUCAUGUUAGGGGAAAACCCUGGGGAAACCCUGGGGAAAGCCAGCUCAGCAACCCCCAGACCUUUGUGUAGCUUUAGCUGUUUCGACCCCGAGUUCGUUGAUGAUGAAGUGAUCCGUGAUCGGUGUGGAAGGGCGAGUAGCUAUAAAUGGAAGAACCCAAAAACCACGUCUUCUUUUGGCUGAUCUUGUAUCUGUACCAACUGAACCGGGGAGAGUGUCAGGCUAGCGAUAUCAAAGGCUGUGAUGUUGUUUCUGUUGUGGCGGUAGAAGAAGUCCAGGAUACAAAUGGCCUCAGAAUUUCUCUAGCACUCGUCACCGAAGACACAGUGGAGAGCACGGUGGUCACUGAGCUACCAGGAGCCACUGUAGCCCAACCAGAGUGCGGUCCCGACCUCAGCAGAUGUCCUCUCGUCUGCAGGCCAGGCCACUAUGACAAAGGGCCUCUCUGCCAGUUCCCUGUGAGAGUCAACGGCACGGAAAAUUUCCUAACACUCACCCAGUUUGAAAGAGUGGAUAGUCCCGAAGGUCUUCGGGUGAAAGACACAAAGUUCAUACCACCUGCCACUGCUUCGUGUGUUCCUUUAGUAGUGUUCAAAGGAGGGCCUGAGGCACCAGUAGAGAACCUAGUUCCUUGCCUUGAUACCACCGCAACCGACAAUCCCUUUCUCUACUUUGAGACAUUAGAGGAUUCCACUCUAAGGGCCGAUGAACUUGUGUCUGGGGAGUACGUCAAUGUUGAUGGGGACAUAUCCCGUGUACUGUAUGGAGAAAAUAUCAAAGGAUGUUCCCCAGAGCAUAAUGCCUUUUUUAAGGUGGGCCACAAGGUGUAUGUGUUCAGAGUCUUUGUUAACGGUGAAGCAAGUUUCCAUCAUGCGGAGAUUGAUAAUUGCCCUCUUGUGGCAGAUUUCCGGUUUUUCGAGCCUGGUCACGUUCAAUUUCAGUGCUCUCCUACUGACACUGUGUUGUACGAUCCGUGCAACUCGGGGGAUGUGGUCGAAAGACUUGACCUGACUGUGAAUGCCUCUGUUUUCCAGUGCCAGGAGGCUAACUUGAACAUUCGUCACUUUGAGGGAAAUCUGACUGUUAGUGUGUACGGUAGUGAUGCGGAAGACGAUUCAGAAAGCGUGAGUAUCCUUCCUUUCAAUGACACUACUACUGGAAAGUGUGUGGGUGGCCAGAGCCCGGUUUUGUUCCUAGCACGCAGCAAUGGUGAGACCUACUUCCUGGACCUCUCGACUGGCAAACUUCAUUUCCUUGCUUCAGACACCUGUGGCCCACACUCUUGCCUUGAACUCAGUGUCCUCCAUACAGAGAGUGGCCUGGUUGUGGGUGUCUUUGACUAUUCAACCAAUGAUUACCUUGUGUUGAACCUCGCAUGUCCCAGUAGUCCUGCAGUGUCUCGUGUGCACUACAACAGUCCUCCUGCCAGAGUUACUCUUGCGGCUAGUGGCACCACCCAACAAUGUCCUCCCUGUAAUAAAAGGGAUAUCCCCUCUGCGUCUUCAACCCCACUGACACCGUCUGGUGGUUCUGCCACUGGACCAGACGUCACAUCUCCUGAUGAACCGUCUAUUGCCACCCCAGACCAAGGGAACAAUCUCGCUGCUGCAACAGACAGUGGAACAUUAAUUGGUGUCAGUAUUGGGGUUAUUGUAACAGUGGUAUUAGCAGCAGCGUUAGUCAUUCUCUCUAUUGUGGCAUUUGUCUGGUUUCAAAAAUCCAAGCGUUCUUCUUCAUCAUCCUCUUCUAGCACUGGGGAAAGUGAUGUCACUGCUGGUGCUAGCAGAGAGGGUGAAGUUGAUUCUGCUUCUGGUGUGUCAGGGGCAUCUUCAGCUAUUCCAGUUCUUUCUAUUGGAGAGGAUGUUGGAGAUGCAGUAGUUGUCUCUCCCAGUGAAGCUGAUGAUCAAGGAGAGCAGAUGGUCAUGGUCGCCACCAGAAAUACGGCGGACAGAACAAGGUUCACGCCUGGGGAGGUCCGAGACAACUACGAUGAGCGGACCGAACGUGAACAAGAUUUUAAUGACAUGGAACACAAGUUGAGGAACAUGUAGUUAUAUAGCUUAGUUUGUGAACAAACAAAACUAUUUAAUAGUGCGCAUGCGAGAAUAGGUUGCACCUAUCAGAAUGUGCCGUUUUAUAUCCUAAAUAAAGAUAAAGAAGUUCAUUAGUUUUGGAGCUGUGCUUGUUUUUCAUCAAUAUAAUUGCCUUUUUCACGACAAUCAUUUCUUCUGUCUUCAGUCCUCUGACGGUCACGAAGGUUUUCAAAAACUGUACGUUUGUCAAUAAGUGUGGGGUUAGUCACUUUGCUCUUUCCAUGGACAACAUCCACACAGGCACCACCAGUAUCUUCAGGCUGGGCAGCAGCUACAAUGUCACCUUCCCCACCAAUUUGCCCUGCUUCUGGACAAUCAACCUGAGCUUCUUGAUGAACGAGUGCAAUUCUGCCAUCUUGACAUGCCACUGGGACUGGUGCAAAACCAUCCUGACCAUUCUCAUCCCCAUUAGCUUUGUGUGUGUGCCUCCUUAUCACGACGAUAGCAAGGACCAACAGGAUAGUCACUACUAAAGUCAAGACUACUAAAGGAACGACAACUGCAACAACCGUAGUAAUAUUCGUCUCUCGUGUUGGUGUAGGAUAAGGUGAGUUUGUAGUCCCUAUAAUCACGGUGUUUGGUACUGCUGUGGUUGCUGGUAGCAAGGAAGGAGCGUUUAAGAGAGCAAAUAAAUUUGGUUGUGGACUGUAGAGUUCAAAUACAACUGAGUUGCGUGUAAAAGGGUGUAUUCCUUUGGCAAGUAUUAGCUGGCUGUCCUGGUGAAACUCCUGGAUCACAAGAAUGUCGCUGACGUUUCUAAUGGGACUACAGCUUGGGCCCUGCAUACAGCCAUGUUCAGACACCCUGUGAGGUACGGGUGUGGUAGAGGGAGAGAGGUCUAUGACAAAAAUCUUCCCAGUGUCGUCUUGAUAGGCAAACCAAAGAUUGCUCGAGCUGCCAGAGCAGAGUCCAUGACGAAAGCCGUCUCCCUCCAGUUCAUAGUUCAUUCCCCUGACAUGAAACUGGUUGGUUGACUCACGAAUAACCACCUCCGUCUCAAAGUCUGGACAACGAUAAGGUAAUCCUUCGCUUAGUUUGAAGGAUUUCUCUUCGUAGGUAUUGUAGUAUAUUCCACGACGUGAGCAGGUUUGAUCCUCUGUACAGCAAGAAAGAUGGACUAGUAGGUCAGAAGGAAGAACUACGUAUUGAAGAAACGUAACAUUGGUGCAUUCUUCAUAGCCCAAGGAAUACAGGGGCCGUUUGUGUUCUGAAGGAUCAAUGUGUGCGACAUUACCAUCAAUUAUGACAAAGAAGCGUUGGUCGUUUUGUUCACGUUGAGCAUAUACGACGUUUGUGAAUCUUUCCCCAUUCAACGUAGCGAAAUUUUCAAAACUCACUGACGAUUUUUCAAGGGCACUCGUGUUGAGCGUUAUCUCGUACAGUUGCAGUGAGCUAGAGUCAGGACCCGUUUUGAAGAUACACACCGAGUAUAGAGCGUUCUUGAAUCUAUGGAUGAAUAGGGUCUGACAUGACCCCUCAACACCGUCCAUUUCCAUGGGCCAAAGUUGAGUGGCCCAUUCUCCUGUGGCUCCGCUGUACUGGACCUCCAGCACUCCGAUCUCUCGCGCCAGGGGCAAUAGAAGGGCGUAGCGUACGGAAUCGUUGCCAGUCGUCAUGUUUUCCACCCAAAUCUCGUUCGUGUUGAGGGGGGAGAGAAAAUAGCCGGCGAAAUUCCGCUGGUGUACGACGCUAUCCCUGUCACAGGCGACCUUUAUUCCAAUUCCAUCAGUAGCAUUACUGACAACCACAAGGCAGUCGCUCCAGACGUGGGGCCAUAGAGCAGUACCUGUCGUAGCGGCCAAGACAGGCAGUAGAAACAACAUAGGGAGUUUGGCCAUACUGUAAAAGGUCUCGGGAGAGGACAAUUUCGUGCCAAACAGAUCCGAAUCUUCGAUCCUGCUUUCAGUCACCGGCUAAGGU